UUGGUGCCGCCUUUGUUUCGUGCUGGGACUCUCCCGUCGCUAUGAGCGCCUCUCCCUCCAGAGUGAUCCCCCUGCUGCUGGGUGCCGCGAUGCUGUGGGGGCCGAGCUGCCUCUCCCUGCGAGUCCUCAGCGGUCAAAAAGUGUGUUAUGAAGAUAUCAAGCAUCCCUGUUACAAGAUAGCCUACUUCCAGGACUUGUCAAGACGUGUGGGCUUUCAGGAGGCCCGUCAUGCCUGUGAAAUCGAUGGUGGUGUGCUUUUAAGUCUGGAAAGUGAAACUGAACAGAAGCUCAUAGAAAACAUGUUACAAAACCUCACUAAGUCAGGCUCUGGGAUUUCUGAUGGUGACUUCUGGAUUGGAUUGUGGAGAAGCGGAGAGGGACAAGCAACAUCAAGUGCUUGCCCUGAGCUCUACCAAUGGACUGAUGGAACCAUUUCAUCAUUCAGAAAUUGGUAUACAGAUGAGCCUUCCUGUGGAAGUGAAGCUUGUGUUGUGAUGUAUCAUCAACCAACUGCAAACCCUGGCCUGGGGGGGCCUUACCUUUACCAGUGGAAUGACGACAGGUGCAACAUGAAGCACAAUUUUAUCUGCAAGUAUAGUCCAGAUAAUGUCCUAGAAAAAGAACUAGGCGACAGAACAGACACAGAUUAUGAGGUUUUUCCAUCAGUGACAGCAGGAAAGCCUUAUGAUGAAAACAAAUCAGAAGAUAAUUCUCAUGUAGUUGUUACUGAAACAGUAAAGGAAGAACAAAAACCAGCCCAAACCAGUCCACAUUAUGGAUUUCAAAGAACCCCAGGAAGGACAGUACCAUGGAGGUAUAACAAUUUAAUGACUGAAAACAAAGCAAAAAUAAUAUUUUACAGUCAGGCUCUAUUAUAAUGUCAUCUCAGCACAUUAGCUUGGAAUGGCUUGAGAUUGCAAUGGUUCAGCAAGAUGAACUGUAAGCUCCCCCUUGAGGCAACUAUUCAGAUCAGUUUUGUAUGUAACAUUUGAUUAUUAAUUAAAUGAAACAUGUCAUGCUAAAUAAAGAAAGAGGAUGUGUCUAUUUUGCUAAGAGCAGUAACUUGUUUCCAACUGAGCAGUGGAAUGGACAAUGCAUUUGAAGUUUGUAGGGGGAAAUAUCUACAAUAUGUGUUAGUUUUAACAUUGUUUUUACUAAUCAUAACAUUUUUAUUUCCUG
Chelonoidis abingdonii (Abingdon island giant tortoise) is the source of this 1179-nucleotide messenger RNA. The record is from RefSeq and is a predicted model, not a curated record. Lineage: Eukaryota; Metazoa; Chordata; Testudines; Testudinidae.